AGAUAUCAAAAUGUUUGAUGCAGUUGCUGAGAAAGAAACUCUUCUCCAGUUACUCCAAAGAGAAGAAACCAGAUCGAAGGGAAAUUUCUAUUCAGAGAAAGGAGGUCCUAGCCCAACAAGAGAGAUGAAAAAUGCAGGAAAAGCAAAGGGAUCUUGAAGUCAUAGAGGCAGAAUACACUGUUUAUGCUGAAGAGGAAUUAAAGUUGAGUGCCGAAAUAGGAGAUAUCGGAGUAAUAACCACACUGCCUCCAAGUCAGUCUCCAAUGCAGCACGACAGCAGUCCUCCUGCCCAAGUUCCUCAGAGCACUUCAGUUCCUGAAGGUAAAACAAAAUCAGCAUCGAAGGAAGCCUUGCUAGUUCAGGCAUUAAGAGAAUCCCUAGCAGUGGCUAAACUUCCAGCACCAGAACCCUUUGUGUUUACAGGGGACCCACUCAAAUGUAUUGAAUGGAGCACCUGCUUCAAGGCCUCAAUUGAAACAAACUGCACGAACCCUGCACAUAGGUUGUUCAAUUUGAGAAGAUACCUAAGUGGAGAAGCAGUGAUCUUAGUAGAAGGAAUGUUUUAUAGGAGUGAUGGGGAAGCAUACAUGCAAGCUUGGGUUGCAUUGAACAAACGCUAUGGUCACCCCUUUGUAGUCCAAAGAGCAUUCAGAGCAAACCUGAGUACCUGGCCAAAGGUUGGACCAAGAAAAUCUCUUCAUUUGAGAGAGUUUAGUGAUUUCCUCAUCUCAUGCAAGAAUGCAAUGCUGCAUAUACAGGGCUUAAAGAUUCUGGAUGAUUGUGAGGAGAAUCAGAAAUUAUUGCAGAAGCUACCUGAUUGGCUAACAGCCCAGUGGAAUCGAUAUGUUUCUAAAGCACUGAGUGAAGACCAACCAUAUUCAAGCUUGCAGGAAUUUUCAGACUUUGUGGAAGAGGAAGUGCGCAUUGCAUGCAAUCCAAUUUCUUCACUUUAUGCAUUGAAACAUACGGAAGAAAAACCUGUAAAGGAACAAAAGCGUCUCAAGGCAAUCACCUUAAUGUCAUCAACAAAGACAUCUCAGGAUCCAAAAUCCACUUUAAAAGACUCAAACGCAUCAGAGGGCAACAAAGAUUCCGAAACUAGCUCUUCCGCCACUCAAAACUUGAGGGAAGUAGAAUGCGUCUGUUGUCAACAAAAACACUUUAUAUAUAAAUGUAAAAAAUGUGCAGCAAUGUCUUUGGAGUAAAAGAAAAAAUGUAUUGUCGACAGCAACAUGUGUUUUGGCUGCUCUUGGGCUGGCCACAAUUCCAAAAAUUGUAGAAAGGGGGCCAUCUGCAUUGUCUGCAGACGUAACCAGCCCACACCGCCUCAUGAAGAACGUCUUCAAGGAAAAGGGCCAGAGUCGCCACAGUCAGAGGAGGAUUCGUCCACUGCUUUGUGCAGCGUGAGUGUAGCCAACAGCGAGCGCACUUCAAUGAUUGUUCCAGUGUGGCUUUCUUGUGCGGCAAAGAACAGCUCAGAAAUCUUAGUGUAUGCAUUACUGGACACACAGAGGAAUGAUACCUUUAUUGACCAGGAUGUUUGUGAGAAAAUUCAAGCAGACACAGAACCUGUUAGAUUAAAGCUGUCAACAAUGACUGACAAAGGUUCAAUAGUGAGUUGUCAAAGAGCAACUGGACUAUAAAUAAAUAUAUAUGUAAGUUUGAUGUUUUAAUUUGUAAAAUAUAUUUUGUUAAUUAUAUUGUAUAUCAUAAUAGUUUUGGUGCAAUCUUAUUGUUGAUGGUCAGUUUUUUUUCUAAUUGUAAUUUUACUUAUUUUAUGAUGUAAAUAUGUUUGUACAUAAGUUUACGAAGUUCGUCUGAACAGAAGGGCGCUGUGGUCACAUGAUAAGGUUCAUUGGUGGAGUUGAAAUGCACAUAGUGACACACUUAAUGGACGCUGAGCUGAAGAAGGGUUUUAGUUUUAAUAAGAUAAUCAGGAGUGAAGUAUCGGAGAGACUAAUAAAGACUCCUGAAUUUCUGGUCAGAUGACACACACGGUAUAUUUUAAUUUUGUUAUCCCUACACCUUUGUAGUUAAUUUAUUGUUUAAUUCACUAGCUUUAUUUUAUUUUAGGUUUUCACGAUGUUUUAGAGCUAUGAAACGAAAGAGAUAACAAAUAAAUACUCUUCAAACAUCGGUCUCAUCUGUACCAGGAUAAAACUUUCAGGAGCAGCUACAGAGGUGUCUGUAAGAGACGCGUAGUGAAAAGGCAAUAAUGGUCAGACAAAAAGUCACUUUUAUCUUUCAAACAAUCAAAUGUAAUUCAAAAUGUGAAGUCAGGAAUGAGAUCAGCAGUCAAUUGGAAGUUUCAGGUGAUAUGAGUGCCAGUUCUAUUCAUGAAACUCAAUUUCUUUGGAGAUGUUGAGAGUAAAUUUCGUAUUCAGUGAUGUCAUAGGUGUUGCACACCCAUGACAACUUGAGACACAAAAAACUCUGACAUAUUACGACUGCAAAGCAGAUGGUAAUUGAGAGUGAGUAAUGUACAAAAACAGGCAAGAGGUCAGAAGUGGGAAGGGACAACUCGUUUGGUGCCCCAAAAUUCUCUUCUGCAUUCCUAAACUAUCAUUCUCAUACUUGGCCACAACGUACACAAAGAAUUUUCUGUAGCACAUUUGAAAACGGGUUUUAUCUGUUACUGGGAUAGAGAAGGCUCACCCCUGAACCUUAUAGCGAUGUUAGGGUCUUGACCUUCAAGGACACACCCAUGACAGCCACACUUGCCCUAACAACAGGCGUGGAUACACCAACCUAAAUAAUCAUCAAAAUGGCCCCAGAAUAAUAACUCCAAAUUUCGUCAUAAAAUAGUAAGAAUAUUCCAAACACAAAACUGCAGUGUCAUGGGAAACAAAGAUGUCCUGAGCAUAAUGGCAUCAUGGGGCAAUCUUGAACUUUCUCAAUUUACAUUCAAAAUAAAAACUAAUGAGAAGAUUGUGAUGUUUGAGUUCUAAACCACCAGGUCAGAGUGCAGAUUGUGGAAAUCCUUCCUUGGAACUCCCAUAAAAAAACGAAUAAAGAAACUAAUCACAACCCGGCCAGAAACCAACUCACCAGACAAGAACAAGAAAAUACCUUUAAAGGCAGGAAAUAACUUAAUCAAAAGUAAUAUUAAAAGGUCAAAAUUAAUUCUACAACUACAUAAACCACAAGAUGGAGGGACAAGAAUGAAAAAAUAUGAGGCCAGAGGAGAAGACGACGUGCAUGGACCUGAACCUCAGCACACACCACCACCACACGGGCUGCUUGACAGAUCUUUAUAUAAAAAAGGGAAAGAAAGGAUAGCAAAAUCCUCAAAAGACCAAAAUUAGGCAAAAAGGUGGAUAACCAAAAGGCAAUCCUUAUCAGACAAGCCCAAAUAUCGAAGUCAAAAGAGAAACGCAAAAAAAAAAAACUUUCAUUCUUAAACUUCAAUGGCUGCAACUCGACCUCUGACCAGAAGGUGGAGUCAGUACCUGUGAUCCCGCCUGCUGGGGCUCCACCCACAUGACACAGGGACUGGGGACGAAGACAAAUAAGUGGAGCCAAAAAAAAACCAAUAAAAUAUGAAAUAUGCAGACAUUUAGACUGAUACAGCAUUUUUCUGGGAAUUGCGGUUUUAGUUCUUUGGCUGACAUAAGAAGGUUUUGUGCUCCGUUUAUGGCCUCCUCUGGCCUGGCCACUUCAUCAUAACAAUGCACCACAUUACAUGGUGAUGAUCAAAUAUGAGUAAAAAUGUUAUGUGACAGUAAGGACCCCAUUAGCCUGUAGUGGUCUCAAACAGAAUAUAUACAUAGUGUACUCCAGCCUGCCCCAUGAGGAGCUGAAGACCACAGAGUGGGUUGAGGAAAUCAGUCUGCUACCUCUGUGACCCUCACGACAUGCCAUCGUAUUGAUCAAUGGAUGAGGUCUCCUUUAGAAAGGACCUUAAACAGGACGAUGGUGCAUAAUGGAAGUGCUUAUGACGCCAAGCUAAAUGCAUUCCAAGGUGGACAUUUCUCACGUCACCAUUUGGGCAUCUUCACUCACCCUCCCAAAUCUACUGGUUUAACAAACACGACGGUUUCCACAAAAGACUUGAUAUUUUCUCACCGCCCGCUCUCUCCUAUGCUAAUCUCCACCGUAUUUAACCAGACCAUUAAUUGUAAUUGAAAGCGACAGUUCAGACAGUCAAAGCAGGAAAAGUUACGUAAGUCUGCCGCUGCAUCCUGCUGCUCUUCUCUUGACCGAGCUGACAGGAGCAACACAUUACCGUAACAGAUAGAGGCUCUGAAUAUGAUUAGAGCAGCCAUGGCAUCUCUAUCUGAUGAGGGAAAUCAUCUUCUGAAUUUCAGGAGUCAGGCCUUCAUCUUAAGGUGUGGACAUCUGUGUUUUAAAGGGUUUGCUGAAUGGCCAAAGUUUCUACGUUGUGCGCUUUGUUCACAAUUAAAGUUCAUUUAGUAACGUGCUUUAUAUUAUGGUGCUAGUGUUACUUUAACAUAAAUGUUCACAGACUCCUUUAUUUUUGCUUAACCAAACGGAACAUUUUGCAGAGUGGAAAAUGGGGACGACUCAAGCCACAAGUUUAAGCCAACCUAACAUAGGCGCCUAAGGGGAUGUGGCCAUCACACCAGCUGGGACUCAAAGCUGGACCAUGGACAGUCGAGGACAUUCCAAGUGUCUGUCCAGUUCUGAAGCUUAUCAAAGUCUCCCUCAAUUGUUUUUGCUGCUUACUUGGUGUCUGCCAUUGCUCCAGUUUCACAAGUCAUUACUAUAAAUCAGUAACAGUCCAAGGAUGGACCCCCUGGUUGACUCCAUUGUUAACUCCAUCCUCCUCUUCUCUGUGUUCUUCAUCUCCUGUCAGUUAACCAACUUGGUUUUGAAUGAGCCGUGUUUGCUCUCAGAUGAAAGAGCAGCCUGUCAUUUAAUCUUGUGACGUCUCAAGCGCACGUGUCAAGUGUGGUACAAAGUGUGAAUUUGUAACCUGGCAGUCUUUAUUCUACAUAGCACCUUGAAACUCUGCGUCACAAGAGCGAAACAAACGCCUGCUAUGGAAGGUGCUAAUCUAUUUAGUGCGGCCUUGCUGGCUCAGCCCCGACCUCAGGGGUCGUGGAGAAUGCGAUCAGAUUGGAUAAGAAGACAAAUCGCUCCAUAUGCUCUUGGAGGCCACAACACCUUGAGGAUCUGACCAACGCAUGGACACUGUCUGUGACAGACCACUGCAGCUCUGCUGAGGAAAAUGGAGUUGAGCACAGAAAAGUGCAAAAUGCCACAUGUGGGCAAAUGGAACGUCCACAUGAAAAGCCAAAGGAAGUCAGUAAUCACUGCAGCCAGCAGUCUAGUUUUAGACUUGUGUCACCUCGAUUACCGAUCUUCAGCAUCUGGUACAUCUUUAUGCUCUUUUCUGCCAUUUUGUAACACCGUGAAUCGGUCAGGAAGCACAAGGACGACACCCACGGAUCUCUUUAGGAUUUUAAUAAGCCACAGAAUAAGUAGCAGUGAUGGUAAGAAUGAAUCAGCUGUUAAACAUCUGAAUGAGGUCACAGACUUCAGUGCUGGGCCAAUACAAAUUUAUGAACCAGCAAAUGAGAGUCCACAAAAAGUCCAUUUUAAUGAUUUCUUCACUUCAACACUCAAACACUUGCAAGCAGGGAAUCAGUAAAUGAGAAUGUCCUUGCUAGAGCAGCAGCCAGCAGGUGAGAGUUCUAAGCUUGAAUUUUUUAUUUGGUUUUCACCUUCCUUUUUUGUAAACGUCGUGAUUGUCCCCACUCCCUUGUUUGCACAGGUCCUUGAAUGAACGCAGACUUGCAGGUGCUCCAGGCUGGAAGAGGACGAACAUCCGGUCUGAAUGUGAAAGUGACAUCUGAGUUCUUCCUGUCCAGAGCCAUCAGGUCUGCAGCUGAAAGGGAUAGAAAGUUAAAUGCAACACCAGCAAAUUUUCCCAUCCAAACGUGCCGCACUGAAUGAACCAGACAACGAGAUCGAGAAAAACGUCCUACAAUACGCUUGAAAACAUGAAACACGUCCUGCUCGGUGCUGAACACUGGGGGGUCUCCAAGGAUCAACGUGGAGCUGGAAAUAUUGGAUGGCCCAGUUUUCUUCUGUGCUGUUGACCUGUGCCACCACCACCUGCUCAAAG
Molecule: messenger RNA, 6091 nt
Organism: Polypterus senegalus (gray bichir)
Lineage: Eukaryota; Metazoa; Chordata; Cladistia; Polypteriformes; Polypteridae
Exons: 3
Coding region: 132-1205 (357 amino acids)
Source: RefSeq, a predicted model, not a curated record